AUGUAUUCUUGUUCUUCGUCUUCCCAUCCUCUUCUUAGCCACAUCUCCAACACCAUCAUUGACGAGCACCGUUGGAUCAUCCAUAUCCGCCAGGCACUCGACGACGACGAAGAUCUCGAUCAAGAAUCCGACGAUAUCCCAGUCUCCAUCUUCGCUGCUCCUAAAGCUCUAGUGCAAAUCAGCCCCGAAUCGUACGCGCCGCAGCACCUCGCCAUAGGACCAUACCACCAUUGGAGCCCGGAGCUCUACGAAAUGGAAAGGUACAAACUUUCUGCGGCAAAGAAAUUGCAACGACAGCGAAAGGGCCCGAGAUUUCACAGCCUUGCAGACCAUUUAGCCCGGUUCGAGCCGAGGUUUCGAGCCUGCUACCACAAGUAUUUGAACUUCAACGGCGAGACAUUGUCGUGGAUGAUGGCCAUCGACGCGUGUUUCCUGCUCGAUUUCCUUCAGAUCUUCGACGGGAAAGCGUCGGCAACAGGGCAAAAAUCGGGGCACAUCGCCGUUCUGAGGGACAUUGUGAUGCUCGAGAAUCAGAUACCGUUGCUUGCGAUGAGGAAGGUGCUCGAAUUCCAAUUAGGUUCGGUCGAUGACGACGACGAGCUCCUGUAUCCGAUGCUGAUCGCAUUCUGCAAAGAGCUUUCGCCUUUUAAACCACUCCAAGAAUUGCCCGGCGUUCGUCAGGUUACGAAACGCGCUCAUUUGCUCGACCUGCUGUACUUUAUGAUUGUCCCGGAAGUAGAGGGAUCGUGCGGAGGAAUUGGAAUCGAAUCGCCAGAACCUGAAAAGGAACGAGACAACGAAAGAGAUGAACGUACCAGUUUCCAGAAGGUUACUUCGAUCAUCGAAGGAGGCGCCGGCGCAGUGCGUUUGAUCAAACGAGCGUUGAUCUCGAGACCUGUUAAAGCUCUCAUGGUAUUGCCAUUGAAGAUUUUGUCGAAUCUUCCAGGUAUAAUGAUUUUAAGGCAAGCUGAGUACCUGUUCUUCUCUCGGGAGGCCGGAGGGGAAGCCGAGCAAGAAAAUCGAAACAGUGACUGCAAUGAAGGCCUCAACAAGCCACCAUUAAUGGAGGAAAUAGCAAUCCCUUCUGUAACAGAGCUCUUCAAGGCAGGAGUGACGUUUUCAGUUACAGAUUUAGGGAUUUCCGGGAUCAAAUUCGACGAUAAAACAGCGGCGCUGCACCUGCCGGCAGUUCGUCUGGAUGUGAACACAGAGGUGACAAUGAGAAACCUGGUGGCGUAUGAGGUAUGCGCCUCGUCGGGGCCACUGGUUUUCACACGAUACACGGAGUUGAUGAACGGGAUCAUCGACGUACCUGAGGACGCCAAGAUUCUGCGAGAACAGGGAAUCGUUUCAAACCAUUUAAAAUGCGACGAGGACGCAGCAAACCUGUGGAAUGGGAUGAGCAAAUCCGUUAAGCUGACAAAAGUCCCCUUCUUGGACAAAGCCAUCGAAGACGUAAACAGUUACUACAACGGCAGAUGGAAGGUAAGAAUCCGAGGAUUCGUAGAGACACAUGUUUCAGGAUCAUGGAAGCUCCCGGCGUUCCUCGCAGCCACUAUCUUCCUGUUCUGCAUCAGCUUGAAAGCUUUCUGCGCAGUCGUUCGCUGCACUCAGAGAUCGGGUCAUCUCAAGAACUGA
Messenger RNA from Andrographis paniculata, 1638 nucleotides. Its product is annotated as putative UPF0481 protein At3g02645. The coding region runs from base 1 to 1638 and encodes 545 amino acids. Lineage: Eukaryota; Viridiplantae; Streptophyta; Magnoliopsida; Lamiales; Acanthaceae. The transcript has a single exon. The record is from RefSeq and is a predicted model, not a curated record.